Antechinus flavipes (yellow-footed antechinus) is the source of this 817-nucleotide messenger RNA. Its product is annotated as sulfotransferase 1C1-like. Gene Ontology annotation, cellular component: cytoplasm. Gene Ontology annotation, biological process: sulfation. Bases 1 to 753 code for a protein of 250 amino acids. NCBI's taxonomy places the organism in Eukaryota, Metazoa, Chordata, Mammalia, Dasyuromorphia, Dasyuridae. The transcript has 8 exons. Gene Ontology annotation, molecular function: sulfotransferase activity. The record is from RefSeq and is a predicted model, not a curated record.
AUGAGGCAUGGCUCAACUUGGGUGCAGGAGAUUGUGGACAUGAUUCAAAAUGAUGGAGAUGUAAAGAAGUGCCAGCGAACUAAUACCUACAAUAGGCAACCUCUAAUUGAGUGGAAAUCACUUUCACCUCUCCCUAUGACCCAAGGCCUGGAGCUAGCUAUGCCUUUUCCAAGAAUACUGAAGACACAUCUCUCUGUCCAGAUGUUGCCACCAUCCUUCUGGAAACAAAAUACAAAAAUCAUCUAUGUGGCAAGAAAUGCAAAAGAUACUGUGGUGUCUUACCACCACUUCUCAAAAAUAGUUCCUCUCCUACCAAAAUCAAAUACCUUAGAGGAGUUCAUUGAGAAAUUCAUGGAUGGAAAAGUGCUCUGGGAUUCCUGGUAUGAUCAUGUGAAAGGAAGGUGGAAUCAAAAGGACAAACACUCCGUUCUUUACCUGUUCUAUGAAGACAUGAAAGAGAACCCAAGACAGGAAAUCCAGAAGAUUUUAAAAUUUCUGGAAAAGGACUUAUCAGAGGAAAUUUUCAACAAGAUCAUCUAUCACACCUCUUUUGAUAUCAUGCAGCAAAAUCCCAUGGCAAAUUAUGGCACCAUUCCUAAAGAGAUGAUGGACCAGUCCAUUUCCCCAUUCAUGAGAAAAGGAAUGUCAGGAGACUGGAAGAAUCAUUUUACUAUUGCUCAGAAUGAGAAAUUCGAUGAGGAACACAAGAAGAAGAUGGCAGGAACCACUUUGACUUUUCACACUGAGAUCUGAAUUGCAAUAGGAUAAAAUCUUACCUAAAAUCUUCCUUGCACUUUUUCCCCCCAUUAAAUUUCAU